Messenger RNA from Blepharisma stoltei, 1605 nucleotides. The record is from the annotation of a GenBank genome assembly. Lineage: Eukaryota; Ciliophora; Heterotrichea; Heterotrichida; Blepharismidae.
AUGCAAAGCCUAAAUAAAAUUAUUGAUAAUUUUUAUAUGGACCUCAAAAGACAAAGCCAUAUGAACUUGCUUAAUUCUGCAAUAGAUUCCACUGAGUGCGAGUCAAACCAAGCUCAAAGUCAAAAUCCUAUUAAUCAACUUCUAACUCUUCAAGAAUUAAAAAUUAAAAAAUCUGCGAUUUUAAAAAAGACAAAUAAUGACCCAGAAACAGAGCGGGAGUUCAGGAGAAUUGUCUCGAUGUAUUUGAAUCAAAAUUCUGGUUAUGAUCCAACACUAAGGCGAGCUUAUCAGGAAUAUCUCAAUGCUUACCAUCAACUUGUAUCUCUUUAUGUUAUUCAGGAUUAUUCACAUGUUUGCACUUAUUUUUAUGUUUACGACACCGAAUAUGAAGAUUUGAUUAGCUUAAAAGCGUGACUACAGACGUUAUUUCAGCUUAUAACCGCAUUACCACCCGUUUCAGACUCAAGUGAACCUAGUCAUCUGACCAAAAACCAGGCCCUUUUCUUGUCAACUUUACCAAAAAAUGGUGGCUUCUGAAAUCUCCUGAGGAGACUUACUUGACUAUGCUGGGGUCUAGCCCUACGAUAAAGGAUUUUCUUAGUCCUAGAAGCUCUAGGUUAAAGAAAUGCUCAAUAUCUCCUUCAUAAUUUCCUUGCCUUUUGCAGGCAUAUGGUUGCUUUUCAGGCUUAUGACGCCUUCGGUUUAUCAUCUGGAACAAAAAGCCUGCUUGGGGUUCUGGCUAGGCAAAACCUCAUCCUGGACUUCUUAAAUCAAUGAAACUCACUUAUCCGAGUCUAGGAUAAACUCACCAGACACUCCAGCCCUUCGCCACUCGCCAUCCUUUAAAAGUCCGAGUAUGAAGAAGAAAAAGAAAAAGUCUUAACGAUUUAUGAUAAAUUAAACUGUUGAGCCUGCAUUGCUAAACUUCCAAAUGGUGAGCUAUUCUGUUUUGGACAAGAUAACCCAUUUUGUGGGCUUGCUGUGAUAGUUAAUAGUGAUUUUAUAGCUCGAGAUCUGCCGCCUGGCACACCCUGCUUUAAUUCAUCAGCAAUAUAUUCCAACGGAAGUGUUUAUUGCUUUGGAGGACAAGACGAUAACUUUCAGUUUAUGACUCUUUCAGAGCGAUUUGAUUUAGAAAAAAACAUAUGAUUAAAACUAGCCCAACUACCAGAAGCUUGUGUAAAUUGCACUAGUGUAGCAUUUAACGGAAAUAUUUUGAUUUCUGGUGCUAUCAAUGUAAAUAUUUUUGUUUAUUCAAUUGAGAUUGACUCUUUUUCAAUAAUCCCUUAUGACUUUUCGAACAAUAAAAAAAAGAUAUUGAUAAAUGCAGGAGAGAGAUUGUUUUUGAUUGAAUGCGAAAAAGGGGCAAUGUAUGAAAGCGAAGUUUGAGACCAUUAUAUUUGGAAGAGGAUUGGGGAUUCAAUGAUUAGCCUUAAUCCGUAUCAAGUUUCUUGCUCCUAUAAUAAAGGAGGAAUCUAUAUAUCAACACAGUAUUAUGAUAUGUGGGAUUAUUAUAUGUUUGAUUUAGAUCGAAAAUCUUUAAUCAAACUACAUAAUUUGAGUUGGGUUGAUGAUUAUGGCACAACAAAUAGCUUUAAUACUUAA